Messenger RNA from Colossoma macropomum (tambaqui), 7082 nucleotides. RefSeq names its product ubinuclein 2a (gene ubn2a). NCBI's taxonomy places the organism in Eukaryota, Metazoa, Chordata, Actinopteri, Characiformes, Serrasalmidae. The record is from RefSeq and is a predicted model, not a curated record. Gene Ontology annotation, cellular component: nucleus.
UCUUAGGCACCUACGCCAGCCGUCCACGGGUGUCGGCAGCGCGGCUGCGGCCUGUGUGGUGGAGCAGCGGCGGUCUGAAGCAGCGCGGAUUUCAUCCCGGAGCUGGAUGGCUGAGGCCGGCAGGAGGGCGCCGCCGCCGCUGGGGCUUUGCGACCCGGCCACCCGGAGGGUCAGGCGUCCAGAGGCAGAGGAUGGACCUGCGGCUGGACAGGGGACCGUCCGGCUUCAGCUGGACCUGUCCGAGCCAGACGAACUCUCUUCCCCUGAGUUCAACUACGGAGAGCUCAUCCAGUCCCUGCAGGCCAAGAAGGACCCGUCAGGUGCUCCACCUGCUCGAGACCCCAGUGACCCCUUCAACGACGAUGAGAGGGAGAGACAGGAGGUGGAGGCCUUGGCCAAAAAGUUUGAGAACAAAUAUGGAACGCCCUGCAGGAAGAAGAGGAGGGACCGAGUGCAGGAUCUGAUUGAUAUCGGAUUCGGUUAUGAUGAGAGUGACCCUUUCAUAGAUAAUUCAGAGGCUUAUGAUGAGCUCGUUCCAGCGUCUCUCACCACGAAACUUGGCGGGUUCUACAUAAACACGGGAACGCUGCAGUUCCGCGCUGCAUCGGAGUCUGAGGGAGACGAGGCUGAGGGAAAUGAAGGAGCGAUAAAGGAAGGGGAGGAGUUGGGGCUGAAGAGGAAGAAGGGGAAAGAGGAGGAUGUGGAGGAGAAGAAAGCGAAGAAAGUCCAGCUGCCCGAACCGGGUUUGGCACCUCUGAAUGCGCACCGGCCGGAGAAGAAGAAGAGGAAGAAGCUGAUGAAAGACUCUCUCUGCCUGGCGGCUAUGCUGCACCGCUUCACCAAGGAGAAGGAGGAGAUGCGUAAACAGAAUGUGGUGGUGGUCAAUCCCGGCCUGAUCAACUGCCCACAUCACCCGCAAAUCCUCCACAGCAACGCCCCCAACAAUGACCCGCUGCUCACCGACCUCACCUCCGACCCCGCUGUGAUGUCACUGCUGACCUCCUCCAAUGAGAGCGAGCUUCAGGACCUUCUGAGUGAUCUGGACUUCAGUGUUCUAGACGCUGGGCCACAGCCAGUAUCUGUGGGCAGGGAGAACGGCCAGCUAGGUGUGGUGGCAGGGCAGAAGACAGCAAGCGGGGCUUUGGGCAGAGGGGCAGGGCUUCUCUCCCCUCCUCCACUACCUGAGGGACUGCCAGAACCCCUGGUCAAACGCAUCGAAGACCUGCGAGUGGCUUCACGACAGUUUGACCAGGAGGGCAGGAAGAAGUUCUUCACUUUAGACAUGAAUAAUAUCUUACUGGAUAUAGAGCUACAGGUGCAGGAGCAGCCCCCGGCGGUGCGUUCAGGUGUUUAUUCUCACCUGGAGGCGUUCGUGCCCUGCAAUAAAGACACUCUGCUCAAACGCCUCAAAAAACUCAGCCUCAACAUACAGGAUGAUCGUCUGCGGACUCCUCUGCUGAAGCUGAAGCUGGCUGUGUGUAGUGUGAUGCCCGAACAGACCGCCAGAUACAACAUGGACUGUCUGGCCAGAGUGGCAAAGCAGCAAAUGGAGGAUGGAGAGAGAAACGGCUCAGAGGAGGACGAGGAGGAGAGACCGGGGAAGAGAGUGAUGGGCCCACGGAAGAAAUUCAUCUGGGACGACAAACUCAGGACUCUGCUGUGUAACCUGGUGCGGGUGAAGCUGAAGUGCUAUGAGCAGGAGAAAAGCUCUCUCUCUGUAGAGGACUACCUCAAAGCCUUCAUGGAGAAUGAGGUCAAACCGCUCUGGCCCAAAGGCUGGAUGCAGGCCAGGAUGCUGUUUAAAGAGAGCCGUACGGUACACGGUCACCUCACCGACCUGGGAAAGAAGAGGAUCAUUCAGCCCCCCAAACCGGCUAAAGUAAAGGAGUGGGAGUGGAACCAGCAGCCGAUCCCAGUGUUGGGACCCUCAGCAUCUCCAGCGGUUUCCGGCCCUAUUCGCCCACCCCUCUCCCCAACCUCAGAGCCCAUCUGCCUGUCGGACUCCCUGGACGACGACCUGGCCACCAACUCUCUGGACUCCAUCGCUCAGGCACUGUCGCUGCUCAGCAAUGCUGCAAACGGUGUCACGGUGAACUCUGCUACUACUGCUGCCUCCUGUUCUCCUCCUGCUGUUAGCACUCACUUCUCUUUGGUUUCUCACGCAGAGACUCUUCCCACCACUCUCGCCUCCUCUGCUCUCCCCUCCACUCCUCAGCCAUCUCCCGCACGAGUGGAGCUGUUUUCUGGCCUGAAAGAUGCGGGAUUACUACAGAGAAACACAAUGGUACCUGCUAGCAUUGCUAACAGCAUUGUUAGCAGGCCCAGCAACAUCGUUAGUGUGAGCACCACACAGCCAGCUAAGCCACGUCCACCUCCAACAGCCUCGCCUCUUCUCCCGCCACAGCAGAAGCUGUUUGGGCUGAAGCCCGGUCAAACUACGCCCCCUAUGGGACAGCCCAAGAACUUGGUAAACAAACAGGCUGAUGCUAGUGCUAGCAGAAGUGGAGGAUCUGCAGGGCUCCCACAGCAGCCUUGUGUGAAUUCCCACACUUCUCUGCUGAACCCCAAAAGCCCCCAGCAGGUGGUGCGGGUGCACAGCUCGCCCUGCCAGUCUCCUACGCCUCCUUCGCCCCAGGGCAAAGUUCAAAUGCAGACCCCUACCCUGGCGCACCACCAGCCGGGUUUCAUAACGCCCAUGCAGGCCACCAUCACCAAGUCUUCCCACAGCAGCAGCAGCUCACCCAUCAUCAAACUCACCCACCGGCCCCCUGCCCCAACGCCUCCGCCAACUUCCUCUCCCUCCCCCAAUUCCUCCCCACGCCCCCAGAUCAUGACCCCGCCCCUCCAGUACAGCCCUAAAAGCCCCGGGUUCAGGCCUCCCUUCAGCAUCAGCCCUGCCGGUAAAGCUGCCGCACAGCAGGCGAGCUACAGCUUUGCAGGUGCGCAGAAAUCCACCAGUCCUCUAGGGAGCACCAGCGCAAGCAUCACUAACCCCAGCCCCAUAGCCACACCUCAGCCUGCUGGCUUCCAAGACAGUAACCCCUCCCCUUCAGCUGUCUCAGCCAAUCACGGACAGAGACAGAGGCCUGUGGGAGGAGCCAGUCAGUGUGCCAAGUCUUCAGCCAAUCGCGCAUCAACACUGGGAUUGACCUCUCCAUCUGACUCCGCCCUUUUGUCCCAGGUUUCUUCCUCGGCGGGCGGUAAUCUCCUGAGCUCAGUGGGGGCGCCUCUGCCGCUGAGUUUCGGUAUGCUGGGUGGUCUUGUGCCCGUCUCUCUGCCCUUCCAGUUCCCCUCACUGCUGAACUUCACUCCGCCCGGCCCGGCCAGCGCAGGGGGGGCUUCACCCGCCCCCAACUCAGGAUACAGUCUGACUCAGAAUACGAACCAAAGCCAGGCAGGAGACGUGAAGAGGAAGUCCCACUGACCGGACGCCACCAGAACGUACCAGUCAGCCGACACUAAACAGAUAACGACUAUCUUAUUAUCAGAUUAAAAGCUAGCAAGAAGCAAGAACCUGAGUUUUGCUUCUGUUUUGGACCUGAUUAACAACCCGUUUCUUCAGUUAACAUCUUUUUAUUUAACGUUUGUUGUUUUGGGCUGAUUGGAGGAGCGAUUACAGUUUUAGCGUUUUAAUUUCGUCAAUAUGUUUACACAACAAGACCUUAAUCACUGUGGAAGGAGUGGGGUCGGGGGAGGGGGGUGGAAGGAAAAUAGAAGCAACAUAAUUUAAUUUAUUAUUAAGUUCCUGUGCUUUUCGCAGCGUUUUCUAUAUUAGACUGUUAAAGCCGUAGCUAUCAAUAAUAAAGUGAGUCUGUUAUUUAUAGUUUGAUACAGGGACACGUUUUCAGGCUUAGAAGAAGAAAACUGGGUAUGUACAUAAAAUAUACAUAUAUCUAUAUAUGCGUAUAAAUAUUCUAAGCUAUAUUUCCAGGUCAGUAUGAAUGGGGAGCACAUGAGAUCAUGAACCCCUCUCACUUUCUCAGUGUUUUUGGUGCUGUGGAUCACACUGGACCUUCUAAAAGGAGAAACGACACUUGAAUAAGUUCCUUUUAUUGCGCGUGGUUUGUUUUGAGCGUUUGUGCGUGACUGAGGGGAGAUUAGAGAUUGUAGCUUCUACUUGAACUUUCAUUUUCUGAAGGAUUUCCGUAUAAAACUCCAAACACUUUCAAUAAAACAGAGUCGCCUUAGUUUGUUAAGUUUAACAAAAUAACUAUGCAGGACUGUAAAUGCUUCAAUGCAAAAACACAAGCUGUUGCUUAGCUUGCCUCGUUUUCUGGUCAACUGUUAAACAGUCAGUUUCCCGGACAGGGUUUAGGCCUAAUCCUAGCAUUCUGAACAGAGAUGCAGAGAUCCCUGUCUAGGCUUAAUCCCGGUCUGGAAGCUGACCCAGAGUCCCAGAACUGUUAUAUAUGUGUGAGUGUGUGUGUGUUAUAGAGAUGACUGUGUUAUUCUUCCUGUAUCGUCACUGUCGUAUCAAAACCUCCCAACUUUGUUUUUCUUUAUUUCACUGUUUUUAAACCUAUUUAAAAACAGUGUAAAUAUUUUGAGAUGAACAGACCAAUAGAAAUGCUCCAAAUUAAUACAUGAAUGACACUGUUCACAUUUAAAAUUUUGAAAAAUCAGUGAAGUUGCACUUUAAGAAUUUUUAAAAGUUCCACAUGAUUAAAUGAUUGAGACGAGUAGUUCAGAAUGCUUUGGUGUGAAAUGCGUUGUUCUAGAGAAACUUAGAGUGAGAAUUGUUCACAGUGGUGGUGAUAGGAACUAGACGUCCACCUCUAAAAGCUCCUUCACAGAAAGUUAUUACAUGAAAUGGUUAUGAAUUCACUGCCUGAUGUCUGAGACACUGUUUUAAGUUUUAUUUUUGAGAAGAUUUUAAACUCCAUUCAUGUUGGUGGGAUACAAAAUAUGGAGGGCACAGUGAAGCGAACUAGUCCCCAAAGAAAACUUAUUAUUUCAGAUUUUCCACUAUUUUCCCAUCAUCAACAUUCCAUAUAAAACUUAGAAGACACGUGUAGGUUCACUGGUGGUUUUGGAUAGUAAAUAAAAUAGCUAUAUUUGUGUUGUAGUCAUGGUGACCUCUGGUUCCUAUCAACACCACUCUAAAGAAAUCAGACUCUGUACAUUUCUCUAUAAUUAACCAUUUCAUAUUAAAGAACUCUGAAUGACUACAGCACGAUGACGGAAUUAUGUAAAAUCCCUAAAAAACAUCAGUGGGGCUCCCCUUUAACUGAAAUUCAGGACACAGCUGAAAACCUGAGUAUUUUUUUAUAUAUAUAUAAAUUGCUGUUUAUUUAUGCUUUUGAAUUAAGUGCUGCUGCUACUUCAAAGGUGAUUAUCUCUGUGUUGGGAAAGAGAACUGAGAGAACUAGAGCGGCAGUUUCAUUUCAAACAGCUUGCAAAACAAUCUAACAAAUGAAAAGUUAAAUACUUCUUAGUUUCCUAAAAGCAUCUAAUGCUGAAUUCCAGAGUGCUGCUGCUAUAAUGAUGGAAAACUCCUGUUUCUCCAGUAGGUGGCGCUGUUAGCACACAAGUCUCUCUUUUGUUUGUCAUUCGGAGCAGAAACAACCGUGAACCCACACCAGCUGGAUCUGAGCAACACAGUGUUAUUUGUGAUCUCCAGAUCGUAUAGAACGCAGCUGCACUGAGGACAGUGGGUGUUUCACUGUUGAUCUGCUCAUCAAACUGAGAAUGAAAAUCGUGAUUAAAAAUGCUGUUCAAAUGAUCAGAUUAUUUGUCAAGUGUUAGAUUUUGACACUUUACAGUGGACCUAUUUAAUCUAAUGUGCUUUCACAAGAAAUUUUUAACUUUAUCUUUCAAAAAAUUUCGAUGCAGCUGUAAUAUUAAAUUUAGGCUUUUGGGCCCACUGGAUAAAAACCAAAAAUCAAAUGGGUACUAUUGUUUGGCAUAAUUAUUAUUUUUAAAGUACUUUUAGUGAUUUUUGUCUUUAAACUGAAUGUAAAGGUAAGGCAUACGUAUAUGCAUAUAUGCUUUGUAUGUAAUGAAACCACUGAAGCAUUUAAAUCAGGGGUCUCGGACUACCCACGAGCUUCAUGACAGUAAAUCAGCUCCACCCUUCAGACACUGUCUGGUUCCCCAACAUGAGCUCUAUAAAAUCAACUCAGACUGACGAUCAGGAUGUUAAAGCAGAAACACAAACCUGCUACAGCACAAACGCUGCACACUGACUGUAAUUCAGCUACAGCUAUUAUUCUAAUGCAGAAGGAGGGAUAGUUAGUUAAACAUGCCUGUGUUGAUUUAUCAGGACUCGAUAGGAGAUACAGAGCAGAGCAAUUAGGAAAUGAAUGGAGUUAUUAAGCUAAUCCACUGAAUUAACUACUCAUCACUUCACUCAGAAGGAACAAUGCUAUCAAAAUAAAAGGCCCAAUUCUGCUGAUAAACACAAAGUUUAAUUCUCUAAUAUUUAUUUUGUUUUUACAAUGUUUUUAUGCUAUGACUACUAAUACUAAUAGUAGUAAUAUUAUUUUAAAAAAAUAGUGGUAGUUGUUUAUAGUGACUUGCUAAAAAAAAAAUGUUCCUCAUACUAAUUCAGUUAAAGAUGAGUGUUAAGAACGUUUUCCCCUGUAAAAUUGAUUCAGACCGCUGAGGUUUUGUUGCAACAGUGACGACAUGCCUUCAUCGUCUCAAGCUGAGAAACCUCUUAGAAAUACCUCCAUCUGUCGAUCAGUUCUUCCUUCUCUUUCCUUGUCCUCCAGUUUCUCUUUCUGUCUGGCCUCCGUUACAGAGCUCCGUUAGAGUUUUAGGGUCGUGUUGAAUCGAGUGACGGCACCAAAGACGACCGGCGUUAGACUGCAGCUCGGCAGAACUGUGUGUGUGUGUGUGUUUUAUUCCAGUGCGCCCGUAUCCGAUCCUCGUAACAUCUCUAGCGUAGACAGACCUAAACGUGCUCCUGGGUUUUCUGUGCGUGGAUAUUGUGGUGGAGAGAGUUUUUAAAAAGUUUAUAUUGUCUUUAUUUUUGUUUUCUAACGAGGCUGAUCUGGAGUAAAGCUCAUGUUUCGUCUCCUUUCUUUGAGGUAGAUUAUUUUGUCUGUGAUUCUGUAAUAAAAAUGCUGUCAUUUCUGUCA